AUGUUUGGUUUUGAAACACAAAUUCGUACACUUAGUGCAGCGUUUGGAUAUGCAGAUUUACAGAAAUGUAUCACAUACAAAGAGGCAUUAUUGAAGGAUGCAGAAGAUAUUCUGGAUAUCGACAAUUUGAUUAACUCAAUUGAUAUCGAUAAUUUAAUUGGUAAUUCGUUUCAAUAUGCUGAAGGAUAUCUAAUUAACAAUAGAGAAAAUCUAUCAUCAUCUGAAGGUGAUAAUCCGUUGGCAAAUGGAUUAUUAACUAGUCACAAUAUAUUAGAAGAAAAGGAUAAUGAGGAUACUAGUCCCCCUACUAAAACAGGUAAUUCGUUUCAAUAUGCUGAAGGAUAUCUAAUUAAUAAUACAGGAAGUCUGUCAUCAUCUGAAGGUGAUAAUCCGUUGGCAAAUGGAUUAUUAACUAGUCACAAUAUAUUAGAAGAAAAGGAUAAUGAGGAUACUAGAAUUAGUCACCCUACUAAAACAGAUACUCAACUACAAAUAAUAAAUGGAGUUAGAAAAAUAUAUAGACCUCUAAUGAAAAGUGACAUUUUUCCUCAAAGCGGAAAAUAUAUAAACAAACCACGUGCACCACAUUAUAUUCAGGAUAAAUAUGGUGCCGGUUACAUUACUUUAAAGGCAAAAAUGUAUCGGCCAAGAAAUACAAAAAUUUUUUUUGUGCAAGUAACUUUGUUGACCGUACCUCUAAAUGGUCAAUUCUACAUAAGUCCAAAUAAAUUGCAAAUUGAUCAUAAACAUGACGAUAUUGAGGAUCGCAAUCCAAUUUAUUAUAUAGUUGGAGAAGAUGGUGAAAUAAAAUUAAAAUUGGUUGUGAUUCGAACUAAAAAAUGUGAUUUAAGAACAAAAAAUGUUCAGCCUUUGAAACAAUUUCAAAGACAGUUGAACAUGGAAACUGCUUUAAAUCCAACACGUAAGAAAUACUAUCACGGUAAUGAACGAUUAAUCCGCGCAGGUCCAAAAGAUGCUCCAUUAAUCAAUGAUAUCGAUGAAAAUGAUAUUGAAAUAUUAUAUGAAUCAACAGUCAUAUCAGAUGUUAUGGAAGAAGAUAAACGUCGUCAAAGAAAAGUAACACGAAAGAGCCAAGAUGUUAUAGAAAUUCUACAUCCACUAGCAAAUGAACCACAAAAGCGGAAAGACAUCGGUCUCCCGAUUACAUACGUUAAAAAACAACGUCAAGAAGAAAUAUCAAAUUAA
Molecule: messenger RNA, 1206 nt
Organism: Didymodactylos carnosus
Lineage: Eukaryota; Metazoa; Rotifera; Eurotatoria; Philodinida; Philodinidae
Source: the annotation of a GenBank genome assembly